AUGUGGCGUCUAAUUGCCGCGGUACUGCUUCUCGUCAUUAUUCUCCUUAUUUGGCAACGCCGCCAGCGGGAUGCAACGAGACGUCAGAAAUGCUAUGAACCGCUACCCCAGCAUCAGCCCUUCGAACCAUUCAUGGGAUUAGAUUUCCAGGCGGUCAUCCAUCAAGACAUUUCUUCUCUACAUCGCUUCCAUCAGCGGUAUGGCCAUUCGUUCCAAGUGAACACACUGGCUAGUACACCGAGUAUCCUGACCAUCCAUCCCGGAAACGUAAGAGUUAUCAAUGUUCGCGAUCAUGAUUGGGGAAUACAGCCAGCCCGGUUGCCGGGAAUGGAGUUCUUCUGCGGCCGUGGCUUUCUGGCUAUGGAUGGAGAUGUCUGGCGGUAUUCACGCAAAUUGCUUAGACCGUCGUUUAACAGAAGUAAUUUGGUUGACCUAAGCAUCCUAUCGCAUGAAAUGGACAAAUUGAUAGAAAACUUACCGGAGGAAGGCACCACUGUGGACUUGCAGCCACUCUUCUACAUCGUGUUUUUAAAUACGUCGUUGCAUUUCCUUCUAGGCAUCUCCGACGAUAAACAAGACAACGCCCCAUGUGCCCCUGAAGAGUUCGUUCAGUCAUUCCAUGACGCGCUUUUCUUCACCGGGGUCCGGUUGGUACUCGGACGUAUCUGGAACUUCCUACCGCAGGGCAAAUACCUUCGGGCGUGCAAAACCGCUCAUGACUAUUUAAAUUAUCACAUCAAUCAAGCUUUGAAUGGAGAAGAUACUCCGCAACAGGGCUCGAAGUCUAGCGCGACCCGGAGUCUAGUCCAAGGCCUAUCUUCCCAGACAGACGACCCCGAAUUUAUCCGAAGCCAGAUCAUCCAAGGCAUGAUGGCAUCGCAAGAAACAACAUCGUCUCUCUUAGGCAACACAUUCUUCCUUCUAUCCCAGCACCCGAGCUAUUGGCAGCAGAUCCGGACGGAAGUCCUAGAAAAAGGCGACGACAUGCUCGACUUCGACACCCUUCUAGAAUCCAAGAUCCUACAGAACGUACUCCUCGAAUCGCUUCGCCUGUACCCAGUCUUCCCCCUAAUGGGCCGAACCGCCCUCCGCGACACAUUCCUCCCAUUCGGCGGCGGCCCCAACCACGACGCCCCCAUAUUCGUACCCAGAGGCACCCACGCCGAUAUAAGCUAUCACGCACUCCACCGAGACCCCCGCGUCUUCGGCAACGACGUUGAAAGUUUCCGACCCGAGCGCUGGGACAGUAUCACCCCGCGGCAAUGGGAGUUCAUGGGUUUCGGUGGGGGCAGUAGGGCGUGUCUAGGCCGGCAGAAGAGUUUAGCCGAGGCGGCUUAUGUGCUCGCUCGGAUGGCGAUGAAGUACGGGAUGCUGGAGAGUCGGGAUGGGGAGGAGUGGAAGGGGGAGAUGAAACUUACGUGUAAGAGUGCGAAUGGGUGUAAGGUUUCUCUGUAUAAGGCGGGUAAGUGA
Messenger RNA from Hypoxylon trugodes, 1470 nucleotides. RefSeq names its product cytochrome P450 alkane hydroxylase-like protein. Bases 1 to 1470 code for a protein of 489 amino acids. Lineage: Eukaryota; Fungi; Ascomycota; Sordariomycetes; Xylariales; Hypoxylaceae. Gene Ontology annotation, molecular function: heme binding; iron ion binding; oxidoreductase activity, acting on paired donors, with incorporation or reduction of molecular oxygen, reduced flavin or flavoprotein as one donor, and incorporation of one atom of oxygen. The transcript is spliced from 3 exons. The record is from RefSeq and is a predicted model, not a curated record.